GGACAAGGUACUAUUAUGAUUUUUUUUUAAACAGGCCCUUAUCGGUCAAAUUCAAAUUCACAGUGAGGUUUGACAGGCAUGUAAGCCCUCCUUAAGAAAAAGAACGGACCACACUUUAUUCAAACGCCCGUACUAAAAUCUGGAAAUUCUUGGAAAUAAAUAACGGUCGAAUUCCAAACGUCUUCAUCAGCCAUACCAUUACCAUACACCGUGUGCAUUUGCCUCAUUUCAAGUUCAGUUUUUAAAUAUAAUAUUUUGGUGCGUUGCGUAGACCGAGACCACCACAAGCAUUUAAUGUUGAACAAAUAUUGUAUUACUUUUGAUAUAAUAAGAAAAUUAAUAAUCUAUAAAGUAGCAAACAAUUUUGUUGCAUUGUGGUGAGCGAAAAUCAAAAACAAUGGAGGACACAAAAGGCGUUGAUGUCAAUGUACUUGUGCAAAAAAUGCAUGUUUUGUGCCCUAAUUUACCAAAUAGUGAAGAGUUUAACAAUCAACUGCGAUCCAAACUUGAAGAACAAAUUAAGGACAAAGUUCCAAAAGUCGAACUUGAGCAAUUAGACUUAAAAUAUAUUAUACAGAAUGUUAAGAAUUCUUUAUCUGAAUUCCAAAAACGUAUUGACGAGUCAGUGGCCCAGCAACAGUUAAGAAGAACUAGCCGCGUGCGAAAAAAUAAUUCGCAGGAUUCGUCUUCGAGAUGUUCACGUAGUAAACUAAGCGUAUCCUCGCCAUCGACGUCCACUAAAGCCGAAACGGAGAUAUACUCUAGCCAUAAAUGUUGUCAUCAGUCUGAAUCUGACCUUGUUGCCCUAGUGCAGGUAGAGAGCUUGCCAGUAUCGGCGUCUACGAACCUCGUUACAAUUUUCGUGCCAACAAUUUUGCAAGAGAAAUUGCAUAGUGUGAAAUAUAAGAUAUCUAUUGAUUUGAACCAUCUUGAUAUGACAAAGAAGAUCUUAGAUUUAAAUCUCUCGCAGCUUGAAUCUAAUCUUAAAGGAAACACAGAAAAAGCAGCUGGAACUGCAAAUAACGGUGAAAAUUCAGAAUGCAAGCUGACUUGCGAAAUAAAGGACGACGACGAUGUUCCGCCGGUUGAAGGACAAACCCAAUCCACCCUUAAAAAAAGCCCCCAAAUUGAGUUCAAAGUUCCCAAUGAAUCAGAAUCAGCAGCUUCUGUAGAGUCGGUCGUAUGUAUUAUCAAGGAAAAAGAUGAAAUGCCAACUUCGACCAAACAACGUGUACCGAAAAGAAAAUACCCAAAACCGCCAACCGGUCCCCCCAAAAAGCGUGGGCGGAAGCCGGGCUCUAAAAACAAAGCCAAAACUGAAAAAAGUGAGUUAGCAAGGUAUGUCGAAAUGUUUGAGUGCAACGGUAAUAGUCCUUCGUCGGCUAUAUCUCAAAUUGUCACUUCAACUACUCAAAACUGGGAUGUAUUACCGGAUCAAUCUGCACAAAUUGCAUAUUUUAUGAACGGUGAAUGGACAACACUAGGUGCUCCAUCAAACAACAUAGUACCUACGAUGGUAACAACUACAAACGAAGGUGUGGGAGAUGCAGCAGAAAAUGAAAACUUUAUCCCUUUUGAUGAUUUUGUAAACUUUAUUGAUAAUCAAUCGCUUGAUAUUGGAAAUAAUGUAAUAGCGCGUGUUCUGGAAGGAACUGUGGAUACCCAAGAAGUUUCACUUAACGUACCACAAGAAAGCGAUGUAAAUCCAUGUGAUGAGAACAAUCAAACAUCUAAAGGUGAACCAAAUAAUCAAGAUAUGCAAUUUGAUAUUUCAACAACAAAAACUAUUGACAACACACCACAAUCUAUGAAUAGGCGAGUCAAUAUGGCUUACAGCUCAAAAGAAAUCAAUCCGAAUGAUUUAGGACUGACAAAAGCCCAAGAGAGCAGUAAUGUCAUCUUUAGCACCUGUCGUAGUAUGCCAUCCCUAGAUAUGGAAGAAGGAGACUUAUUUUGUUCUACUCCACAGAGGGUCAAAAUAUCAGACAGUGUAAUAGCUUUUAGUAUGAAACCAAAUGGGACCACAAGAUCUGACCAUCAAUCUCUAUUUAAUCAACGCGAAGAGACUGUUACAGAUUUUGUGACCGAUAGUGAUAAAAGAGAUAAAUUGCAAUUGACUAGUGAUUCUUCAGGAAUCGCAGAUAUCUCAAAAAAUACAUCAUCCAAGGCUAAGAUGACAGGAGAAGUUGUGAAAGAUAUGUCAUUGCUUGAAAUAGAAAAAGAUUUUGAUGACUCUCUUUUGGAUUUUGAAAAUUGUUUGGAUGAUGACUUGCUGUCGUUAGCUCCAUCGUCUUGUUUUAACUCUCCUAUAGAUGAUCGCUUCGAAGGUUCAAAUUUCUUAAAUGUUGAAGAACCCCAAAUAGAAGCUUGCUCUGUCAGUAGCAUUUCAGCCGCAUGUCCUGCGCCUAGAAGUCAUCUUGAAACAACAUUGUUAAGUCCUCAAGAAGAUGAAAUAAACCCAGCAUUAAAAAGUUUCAAGAUCCCAAGAGUUAAACCACUCCGCGAAACAUCAUCAAAUGACGAUUCUCCCGAAAAGCUUUCCGCUGUAAAACUCCCUAGACCUAAGGACACAGAAACAACGUGCUAUACUCGUGAUCCAUCUCCACUUUCAUUGACAAGUCCACAAAAUCAACUUCAGAAUAUUUCAUUGAACAUCAGUACGAACCGAGUGGGAUCUGAAAUGAUGUCAAGUAUUGAAAUAUCAAAAUUAUUUGGUUCGAUGUGCUACAAUUUCUUAGCUGACAUGUGUUUCGAGAAUACGUGUAAAUUUAGUCAUCAACUUUUAGACCUUAGUAUUAUUUCUAUCUCUGUAAGCCUUCUUCGCAAUGAAGUAUUGAACUCAGCCUACAGAUUUAUUUGGCGACAUCAUAAAUUGUUUAAAUUGUACUUUCCUAUUUUCUGCGAAGAAUAUGGACGUCGUAACAUGCGUCGAAAGCUUUUGACAGUAAUUGGCGAUUGUGAAUUGCAACCGAAAUGUUUGCCAUUUCUUAAGAAUAUCUACAAUGCUUUAACAGGAUGCGGUAUCAGUAAGGUAAAUGCCUGUCGUUUCGUUUUAAGUAGAGUUGGAGACAGAUCUGACGCGGCAAUUAAUGUCCUGUUGGAAAUAAUUAUCGAAACCGAUGCUCAAAUGUUUGUUUUUGCCAUUGAAGAAUUUUCAACCAUUGAGGGAUAUAAGUUUUCAAUGCAGAACAUUAAUGAGUUAGCAGCAGUUUGCUUGCGCUCGGCCAGUGCUGAACUUGUACCUGCUCUUAUAAAAUGUUUAAUAAAUGUUGAUCAGACUGAAUUUUUAACGAUGCGAUCGCCAGAAUUAAUACAACUGUUAGAAAUGAUUAAAAGCAGUGGCGGAGUGUAAAUUGUAAGUUUCUGACUAAUAUUAUUGAAUAAGAAUCAACGAUGAGGUGUGCCCUUUUAAGAUGUGUACCUUGAAUGGAAAAGGUAUCUUAUUUCAUAAAGAAAUAUUUUCAUGGAUAGAACGUAUUAUUUAUUUUAAUUUCUGUAUUGAAUUCAAAUAAAAAUGUAUUAUUUUGAAACU
This is a messenger RNA of Eupeodes corollae, 3532 nucleotides long. RefSeq lists its product as uncharacterized. Bases 398 to 3352 code for a protein of 984 amino acids. Lineage: Eukaryota; Metazoa; Arthropoda; Insecta; Diptera; Syrphidae. The transcript has 4 exons. The record is from RefSeq and is a predicted model, not a curated record.